AAUUCACCAGACUGACCUAAUCGUGGUUGGUCAAUUGAGGGCGCUACAGCUUCCUGCCAUUAAUUAACUUGUUCUUCAUAAUAAUGCGCUAUCUAGUAUCUUUCUCAUUAGUUUAAACAGUCAUAACUUCCCUUUUGUUCUAUGAAAUCGUCGAUGCUCAAUGUUUGAGGAAUAGUUCGGUGGGUUACUUUGAAAAUCGCAGUUGUUAAGUUAAUGAUAAGAUCUGGCCCCACAAGCUCUCACCAUGAAAUAAUCUUGAAGAGAAAGAUAAGAUGGAAGUCCACAACGUUGAGGAUCCCCCAUGUGUCAUCUUAGAGGAUGAUGAAGACCCUUGUCAUCUCAGCCCUAAAUCAGAACCUCGGAGUCCAGCCUUAGGGAGGAUGGAUCAAGAAGAUAAGUCCAACAAGGAGAGCAGGGUUGAAGAGCCUCCAUUGAGCCUUGUGGGUGAAUCGGCUCGGUUUCACUGCUCAGAUUGUGACUUCAGAUCAGACAGCUCUCAUCAGCUUGAGAAGCAUGUCAGAACACACACUGGUGAGCGUCCAUACUGUUGUUCUAUCUGCGGCUUUGCCUUUUCACAAAAAGGCAACCUUACUCGUCAUUUCCGCACCCAUUCUGACGAGCGUCCAUAUCGUUGCCCCAUCUGCCACUACAGCGGCCGAAGGAAGGACGCCCUCAUUGCUCACCUGGAAACACACAGACAGGAACGUCUGAACAUCUGCCCGUACUGCGGCACAGCGUACAAACAGAAAGCAUCAUUGAAGUAUCACAUGAAGAGGUGUAGUUAUCAGAAGAUGGGUACUCACCCAAUGGAAGGUCAUGGAUCAUCUUCAUCAGAUCCUUUCUCUUUAUAUGAAGGGAUGCGAGGUGAGCAUGGCGGUGGGUUGACCUUCUCAGAUAGUUUGAGGUCACUCUCUGAUGCAGAGGUGGAGGUCAUUGAGAAAGAGCAUUGCAAGAAGAGAAAGCUAAACCCAGAUGAAGAUUCUUCACAUGAUUCUAGCCAAGACAGAGCAAGUGGACUGACUGAUACAGCCAGCAAUGAGGACUUGGAGAAGGCGAUAUCUAACGUCAUGCAGAUGUACGGUCAGGAGAUCUGCUUGAGUAGCCGAGCCGGUCCGAGUCUCGACGGAGGCAUUCACGUAACACCAACCAUUACCUCCGUAUAUUCCCAAGCUCCAUUAGAUUCAGACAGGGACAUACAGAACAGCCAGACACUCCCCCAGAACCAACCCCCACCCAUGAGUCAGAUCUCCCCCUCCUCAAACAAACAAAGCGACCAUCAGUCGGCCAGGUUUAGGGGUUCUAUCGACCUCAACAAAACAAGAGACUUUAUGAGUAAGAACUUGCUUGUGACUCAUAACUCAGCUGGAGGUCCUCAGGUUGUAGCAUCACUGGAUUGCCAUGAGAUUGAGAGCGAGACGAGUGAGUCGAACGAUAGCGUGAGUCACCAUGAUGACUCGGUCGGGUCCUCCUCGGUACACGGUCACUCAAGACAGAAACCUCACAGCUCAACCCGGCUGAGUAAAACCCAGGAUAAGGCAGACUCAACCGAGAGGAAAUCUCCUGCCUUUGACUCGCCCCAGCAUCGGAGUUCCAGACGAUCUCUUGCUGAGGAUGAAUCCGACCGACUCUGUGCCAACUGCAAACGAGACGUCUCCGGAACGGAUAAUUUCAAAUGUGAACACUGUGAGAUCAUUUUCCUGGAUCACGUCAUGUACACUAUUCAUAUGGGUUGCCAUGGUUUCCGAGAUGCGCUUGAGUGCAAUAUUUGCGGACACCAGUGUAAGGAUCGUUAUGAGUUUGCCUCGCAUCUUGCAAGAGGUAAACACUUGUAGAGUGGAUGAGAGACUUUAAAACCGUAGUGCUAUUUAUCUUUUUAAUGCAUUUUUUCAGAUGCACAUACUUAUAUCUUGCAGAUAUAUUUUACAGGCAUGUUUUUGAUAUAAGACUUUAUUGAGAUUAUCCAGAUGAUGUAUACCAGGAGAAAUCACUAGAUGGGUUGACAUCAACAGUUGGGUUGACAUCAACAGUUGGGUUGACAUCAACGGUUGGGUUGACAUCAACAGUUGGGUUGACAUCAACAGUUGGGUUGACAUCAACAGUUGGGUUGACAUCAACGGUUGGGUUGACAUCAACAGUUGGGUUGACAUCAACGGUUGGGUUGACAUCCGCAAC
Asterias rubens (European starfish) is the source of this 2172-nucleotide messenger RNA. Its product is annotated as DNA-binding protein Ikaros-like. The record is from RefSeq and is a predicted model, not a curated record. Gene Ontology annotation, biological process: regulation of transcription by RNA polymerase II. NCBI's taxonomy places the organism in Eukaryota, Metazoa, Echinodermata, Asteroidea, Forcipulatida, Asteriidae. Gene Ontology annotation, molecular function: RNA polymerase II cis-regulatory region sequence-specific DNA binding; DNA-binding transcription factor activity. The transcript has 6 exons. Bases 273 to 1832 code for a protein of 519 amino acids.